Messenger RNA from Nerophis ophidion (straightnose pipefish), 2549 nucleotides. It is a transcript of the gene atl3, whose product is annotated as atlastin 3. Gene Ontology annotation, molecular function: GTP binding; GTPase activity. Lineage: Eukaryota; Metazoa; Chordata; Actinopteri; Syngnathiformes; Syngnathidae. The record is from RefSeq and is a predicted model, not a curated record. The coding region runs from base 185 to 1720 and encodes 511 amino acids. The transcript is spliced from 14 exons. Gene Ontology annotation, biological process: protein homooligomerization; endoplasmic reticulum organization.
UUGCGCGGACGUAAUACCGUAGUAAGUUGACAUGGUUGUUUUCAUGCCAGUGUAGAGGAGGGAAAAAAAAAAGUUACGUUCAUCUUUUUUCGACUCGUAGCGAGUUUGUGUUGGACGUCGUUUGGAGACACUCCGCAAGUGAGAAGAAUAAGCCGCGCAGCUGAGGGACCAGGAGCCGGUAACAAUGGGCAGUGAACCGUGUGCAGUUCAGAUUGUGUCGGUGUGUAAGGAGGAGCACUCCUUCACGCUGAACGAGGAGGCCUUGGCACGUGUCCUGCUGGCCCCCGAAGUCCGGGACAAGCAUGUGGUGGUUCUGUCGGUGGCCGGGGCCUUCAGGAAGGGGAAGAGCUUCCUGCUUGAUUUCAUGCUGCGCUACAUGCACAGACAGGGCGACACAAACUGGCUGGGUCGGGAUGACGAGCCGCUCACCGGAUUUUCUUGGAGGGGCGGUUCAGAACCGGAGACGACCGGCAUCCAGAUUUGGAGCGAGGUCUUCCUCGUCACAAAGACUGAUGGAACGGAGUUGGCUGUCGUGUUAAUGGACACUCAAGGAGCGUUCGACAACGAGUCGACAGUGAAAGACUGUGCCACCAUCUUUGCCCUCAGCACCAUGACCAGCUCCAUUCAGCUCUACAAUCUGUCUCAGAACAUCCAAGAAGACGAUCUGCAGCAGCUACAACUCUUCACAGAGUAUGGACGCCUCGCUUUGGAUGAAAUCUUCCUAAAGCCCUUUCAGUCCUUGAUGUUCCUGAUUCGUGAUUGGAGCUUUCCUUAUGAAUACCAAUAUGGCUUCAUUGGAGGCAAUGAAUUCCUGGAUAAGCGGUUACAGGUUACAGAUCAACAACACGAGGAGCUGCAAACAGUGAGGGAGCACAUCCACUCCUGCUUUACCCAUAUUUCCUGCUUCCUGCUGCCUCACCCGGGCUUGAAGGUUGCCACCAGCCCUUCUUUUGAAGGACAACUCAACGCUGUGUCGCCCGAGUUCAAAGACCAACUGAAGAUUUUGAUCCCUAAUCUCCUGUAUCCGGACAACCUGGCCGUGAAAGAAAUCAAUGGCAAUAAAGUCACCUGCAGAGGCCUGCUGGAGUUCUUCAAGGCUUACAUCAAGAUCUACCAGGGAGAGGACUUGCCAGAGCCAAAGAGCAUGCUAAUGGCUACCGCUGAGGCCAACAACCUGGCAGCCGUCGCAGCAAGCAAAGAUCAGUAUUACAAGAACAUGGAGAAGAUGUGUGGCGGAGACCUGCCCUAUAUGGCUCCCGAAUCCUUGGAGGAGAAGAAUGUCUUUUACUUCAAGGAGGCUCUUCACAGCUUCUCCACCACCAAGAAGAUGGGCGGCCAGGAGUUUUGUGAUCGUUACCAAGCACAACUGGAGAAGGAGCUGGAGGAGAUGUGGCAGUCGUUCGCCAAGCACAACGAGUCCAAGAAUCUCUUCAGCGCCUUCCGUACGCCAGCAGUGCUGUUCGUGCUGGUGUGCCUCCUCUACGUUCUGUCGGGUGUGCUGUUCUUCAUCGGCCUGACCACAAUCGCCGUGGUGUGCGACUGCGUUCUGGGUGUGGUCAUGAUGGCCAUGCUGACAUGGGGCUUCAUUCGCUACACCGGCCGCUACUCGCACGUGGGCGGAGCCAUCGACCAGGCCGCAGGUGUGGUCUUGGAGCAGGCCACCGGGGUUUUGAACAAGACGAAAGAGCAAAGCAUGGCCAGCGUAAAGAAAUCCAGUUAAGAGGACCCCCGCCUGCCACAGCACACGACACAGUACAAGAUCCCACACCCGGCACUAAAAGCUUUAUCAUUCCACACCGCCCUGGGAGAAAGUACACACACACACACGCAUGAGAAAAAUGCACAGCUGGAAGAAAUGUUACCAAAAAAUAGCAUCUGCAUGAAGUCUUACUGUAUCAGAGGACAGGGCUGGAUGCAUCAUUGAUGCUGCUGGGAGAAGUACUUAUUUAGCUUUUGAUCGGUUGCAAAAAGCCUCUGCAAAAAAUAUUAGCUUACUUAGCCUUAAAGCUAAUGUUCCUUUAGCAGCUCUUUUACUCUGUGCCUUUAAAAUCAUUCCAUUCUCUCACGAUUGAACAUUCCCCUUCACUUUUUACACACCCAUUUGCAUCAGCGUAGCAAGUACGCACUUUUAUGUCUCCAGAUUGUAAACGCCAAACGAGCGUAAAGUGCAAAGAAAUCACGGAUUCCAACACACUUCCACUCUUCCAAAGUCCUUGUCGGACCCACUUUGAUACGGAACACUAGAUUCUUUUUAGAGAAAUUAUUUAUAGGAACUUGUUUACAACUCCAAAGAUUUAUUAUAUCGCCUAACUUAAUGAAAUAGCACCCUGCUUAGCUCCUGCAGCCUCUUUUAAAUGAUUCUGCACUCUGUUGCUCUCAAUAGAUGCUGCAGUUUUCCUAUGCAGCCCUUUCAAAGUGGCAGUAAAAUGUGCUGUUGAAAAUGUGUUGAACACGAAACAGCAUGGGCUCAAAGGAAGGAUAUCAACAGAAAAGUGUUACUGUACUGCAGAGAUGGAUGCCAUGCAGCAAAUAAACACUUAAUUCAACUA